AUGAUGAGUGGCGGCGAUGGUUUUGCUGACAUUGUCGGGAGAAGGUAUGGCUCACUGAAGUUGCCAUUCAAUGAGAAGAAUAGCUGGACCGGGAGCAUCUCUAUGUUCAUUUCCUGUUUCCUGCUAUCAGCUAUAAUGCUCUUCUACUUCUCAAGCCUUGGUUACGUUCAUGUUAGCUGUGAGGAGGCACUUGGUAAGCUGGUCCUUGUUGCAUUGGCAGCCACCAUAGUGGAGUUUAUCCCUGUCAAUGAUGUUGUAGAUGACAACAUCUUUGUUCCUUUGGCCACCAUGGUAGCUUUUCUGUUGUUUAGCUCCGCCGCACGAUGA
Phragmites australis (common reed) is the source of this 327-nucleotide messenger RNA. RefSeq names its product probable phytol kinase, chloroplastic. Gene Ontology annotation, cellular component: chloroplast. Bases 1 to 327 code for a protein of 108 amino acids. Gene Ontology annotation, molecular function: phytol kinase activity. NCBI's taxonomy places the organism in Eukaryota, Viridiplantae, Streptophyta, Magnoliopsida, Poales, Poaceae. Gene Ontology annotation, biological process: vitamin E biosynthetic process. The record is from RefSeq and is a predicted model, not a curated record. The transcript is spliced from 3 exons.